Messenger RNA from Manis pentadactyla (Chinese pangolin), 3568 nucleotides. RefSeq names its product dynein 2 intermediate chain 1 (gene DYNC2I1). Gene Ontology annotation, cellular component: cytoplasmic dynein complex. The record is from RefSeq and is a predicted model, not a curated record. Gene Ontology annotation, biological process: intraciliary transport. The transcript has 26 exons. Gene Ontology annotation, molecular function: dynein light chain binding; dynein heavy chain binding. Bases 123 to 3218 code for a protein of 1031 amino acids. Lineage: Eukaryota; Metazoa; Chordata; Mammalia; Pholidota; Manidae.
AGGAGUCUGGAGUGCGCACUGGGGCGGCCGCGGGGUGUGCCGGGCCCGCUGUUGUUCGGCGCUUCGCUGUUCGCGCCUGCGGGUUGCUAGGCGUCGGGACGCUAGUCGGAUGCCCACGGGCUAUGGAGCAGCUAAAGAGAAAAACCAAAGAUGACACUUGGAAAGCAGACGACCUGAGAAGACACCUUUGGAACACACCAUCAGGUGGUCCCACGGAGGAGAAGCACAGGGAAUGGAAGCUGUCCAAGGAGUCAGGAGCGGACUCCCCCGAGUGCAGUGAGCACAAGCCCCAGGAGAGGACGGCUGGACAGGAAGGCCAUGGUGCCAGGGAGCAGGCUCGUGGCGAGCGGCACAGGGACAAGCAACGGGAGAGGAGAAAGGACACCUGCGAGUGGGGCAGAGAGAAGCUGAGAGAGAAGUCCCGGGAGCAGGAUGCAGAAAAGCCCCGGAGCCGAGGAAAAGACAGGGACAGAGGCAAGGAGCCCCGGGCCCAGAGGGCGGAGCUCCGGCAGACGGCUGCCCCCCACAGCCUGCGGGGCCCGCAGCUCCUGGAGAGAGCGGAGCACAGGGUGCGGUCAGUUAGUAAAGUACAAACUGAAGAGAAUGAGAACGUAGAGGAAGACUCCAAAAGAGGAGACAGAGAGAGAGAACGGAGAUACCGGGAGAGGAAGCUGCAGUACGGUGACAGUAAAGACAACCCUCUUAAGUACUGGCUUUAUAAGGAAGAAGGUGAGAGAAGACAUAGGAAGCAGAAAGAGCCAGAUCGAGAAAGGAAGCAUCAAGAAAAAAGCGGCACAAGGGAAAGAAGAGAAAAGUAUCCAAAAGAAAAAAGCAGUUCAUUUCCUGACAAGGAAGUGGCAGAGCGGAGUAGAGAGAAACGCCGUAAGGAAGGCUUCCACUUGGAUGAUGAGAAGCACCAGGGCCACAUGGACAGAAGAGACAGGCCCUUGGGAGAGGAGCACAGGACAGGGGAGCCCAAGGUGGAAGUGAAGCAAAGGUCAGGCCCUCGGGGACAGAGACUGGCACCUCUGACUGGCUGGUGCUCGUCCGGGGAGAACGGUGAUCACAGGAAUCAAGGAGCAAGUUCUGGGAGAGAUGGGAACAGCAGCCAGCAUGCAGAGAGGUUAGUAAGGACUAAUGGAAAAGAUAAGGACUCAAGAAGGAAGACCACAGGUGGUGACGCUGAGGCUGGAAGUGGAUCAGCGAUGAGCCAGGAAAUUGAAAAGGACAACAUUAAUUUAGAAAAUGCUGUAGCUGAUGGAUAUACAGCUAGUUUUGAAGAUGAUUUUGAAGACUAUGAAGAUGACUUUGAGGUUUGUGAUGGAGAGGAUGACGAUAGUGCUAAUGAGCCAGAACCAAAAGAAAAAAUAGAAGAACUUCCUCCAGCCAGAAAAAAGGAGAUACAAGAAAUUCAAAAAGCCAUUAAUGCAGAAAAUGAGAGGAUUGGAGAGUUGUCAUUCAAGCUGUUUCAGAAGCAAGGUCUGAUGGCAGGUGCAAGGGAAUUCGAUGCAAGCAGUUCCCCUUCCAGAGCCCCUGUUUGUGGAAUUUUUGUGGAUUUUGCAACAGCCUCACACCGUCAAAAGAGUCGGACUCAGGCCCUGAAGCAAAAGACGCGCAGUCUGAAACUGCUUCGGCUCAUUGACUUAGACUUUUCUGUCACUUUCUCUCUCUUGGACUUGCUGCCAGUAAACGAAUAUGACAUGUACAUCAGAAACUUUGGGAAAAAAAAUACCGAGCAGGCGUAUGUUCAGUGUAAUGAAGAUAACGUUGAGAGAGACAUUCAGACCGAAGAGGUCGAAGCCCAGGAGGUGUGGACCCAGCACCCGGGAGAAGGCGCUGCCGUGUCUGGGGGGGCUGAGGAUGGCGCCGUGUCUGACACUGUGGCUGCACCCAAGAUUGACACACCAAGGCUGUCCAGCUUCCUCCGGGCGGCCUGCCAGGUGACUGCAGUUCUGCUGGGAGAAGACCAUGUGGUGGCCGAGCCCCGCUGGAGCCCCGGAGCGCAGGGCAGCGUGCGGCCUCUCAGCGACAGCGCCUUGCUGCUGGACACCAGCCUGCCGUUCCUCCAGAAUCGAGAAGUGUCUCUUCUGCAUGCCUCUCAGGUGCAGAGACAGAUAGUGGUGUCUGUCCAUGGUCGGCCUGGGAAGGCCUUCAACCCUGCGCUGGACGGCAGAUAUGUGCUCUGCGUGUGGGAUAUCUGGCAGCCUUCAGGGCCUCAGAAGGUCCUGAUAUGUGAGUCAAAGGUCACAUGUUGUUGCUUUAGCCCUUUUAAGGCCUUUUUGCUGUUUGCUGGAACAGCCCAUGGCUCAGUGGUCGUGUGGGACCUACGGGAAGACUCCCGGAUACAUUGUUAUGUGAAGCUGAGCGACUGCUUCUGGACAUUCAGGAUGCCGACAUUUUCCACCGAUGGGACCCUCACUCCAGCCAGCCACUGCAGUGCUCUUCAGGCCAUGGAGCCCAUCUCCACAGCCGCCCGUAAGAAGCAGAGUUUUGCGCUCUCACCCAUUUCUACUCAGGAGGAAAUGUCGGGGUUGUCGUUCCACAUCGCCUCCUUGGAUGAAAGUGGGGUUCUCAAUAUGUGGGUGGUGCUUGAAUUAUCGAAGCCAGAUAUUGCAGGUUCAAUAAGUGAUUUAGGUUUACUGCCAGGGGGGAGGAUAAAAUUGGCACACAGUGCUGUGAUCCAGCUGAGUGGCAGCCUUUCCCAUGAAGAUGAUGAAUUUUGGGGGACCACACAAACACUGAAUGUUAAAUUCCUGCCUUCAGAUCCUAAUCACUUUAUUGUUGGCACAGAUGUGGGCCUUGUAAGGCAUGGCACCAGACAGGGUCCGAGAGUGUCUCCCAGACUGUUUGCACCCCAGCAGCGUGGUAUCAGACCAGUGAAGGUGAAUGUGAUUGACUUUUCACCAUUUGGAGAACCAGUAUUCCUGGCCGGCUGUUCUGAUGGGAGCAUCCGGCUGCACCAGCUGACGUCCGAGCGCCCGGUCAUGCAGUGGGACGGCAGCACCGGCGGCCAUGCCAUCACAGGCCUGCAGUGGUCCUUGACGCGGCCGGCUGUGUUUCUGGUCCAGGAUGAUGCAUCCUGUGUCUACAUAUGGGACCUUCUGGAAAGUGACUUGGGUCCUGUAGCCAAAGAGCUCAUCUCUCCAGACAAAAGGCAGAUGGUUUGGGACACUCAGAAUCACAGCGUGCACCUCUCACUUGCAGGGUGGUGGCCAUGACCGUAAUGGGAGAGGCAGAGAGGACCAGAGGCAGCUUCCUGGCCCUGGUGCUGGCCAGAGCCUCUGGCAGCGUGGACGUGCAGCACCUGAGGAAGGCGUGGGUGACCCCGGUGGGAGACGAGCAGAGGAGGCUGCGGCUGCUUCUGCAGGAAGCCGGGUAGGAAGGGGGCCACAGACUGCUGGUGCCGUUGUGAGGAUGGUGCUGCGCAGGACCCAGCGAGGACAUGAGGGUGUGUGCUCCUACGUCUGUGUGCACAUGUGUCAUGUGGAUGGAGGACGUGUAUACUGUACAUCAUUUAUUUUACAAGAAUGUUACCCAGUAAAUAAAUCACUAUUUUUGAAUGGAAAAA